Messenger RNA from Procambarus clarkii (red swamp crayfish), 1017 nucleotides. NCBI's taxonomy places the organism in Eukaryota, Metazoa, Arthropoda, Malacostraca, Decapoda, Cambaridae. The record is from RefSeq and is a predicted model, not a curated record.
AUGUGGGUGUAUGUUUCAUGUGUUUCAGGGAUAUAUCUGCACUACCCCGGGGGAUAUACCUGCACUACCCCAGGGGAUAUAUCUGCACCCCCCCAUGGGAUAUACCUGCACUACCCCCGGGGGAUAUACCUGCACUACCCCGGGGGAUAUAUCUGCACUACACCGGGGGAUAUACCUGCACUACCCCGGGGGAUAUAUCUGCACUUCUCCGGGGUAUAUACCUGCACUACCCCCGGGGGAUAUACCUGCACUACCCCCGGGGGAUAUACCUGCACUACCCCGGGAGAUAUAUCUGCACUACCCCCGAGGGAUAUACCUGCACAACCCCCGGGGGAUAUACCUGCACUACCCCCAGGAGAUAUACCUGCACUACCCCGGGGGAUAUACCUGCACUACCCCCGGGGGAUAUACCUGCACUACCCCCGAGGGAUAUACCUGCACUUCCCCGGGGGAUAUACCUGCACCUCCCCGGGGGAUAUACCUGCACUACCCCCGGGGGAUAUACCUGCACUACCCCUGGGGCUAUACCUGCACUACCCUGGGGGGAUAUAUCUGCGCUACCCCCGGGGGAUAUACUUGCACUACCCCCAGGAGAUAUACCUGCACUACCCCUGGGGAUAUACCUGCACUACCCUGGGGGGAUAUAUCUGCUCUAUCCCCGGGGGAUAUACCUGCACUACCCCGAGGGAUAUACCUGCACUACCCCCGGGGGAUAUAUCUGCACUACCCCCUGGGGAUAUACCCGCACUACCCCCGGGGGAUAUACCUGCACUAGCCUAUAAGGAUAUACCUGCACCUCCCCGGGGGACAUACCAGUACUACCCAGGGGGAUAUAUCUACACUACCCCGGGGGAUAUACCUGCACUACCCCGGGGGAUAUACCUGCACUACCCCCGGGGGACAUACCUGCACUACCCAGGGGGAUAUACCUGCACUACCCCCGAGGGAUAUACCUGCACUUCCCCGGGGAUAUACCUGCACCUCCCCGGGGGAUAUACCUGCACUACCCCCGGGUGA